CACGGAGCAUGUGAAUCAAAAUGAAAACACUGAAACACCGAGUGCCAUCAGAUAGGCUUUAUACACUUGAAAGAAAGGAAAUCCGGAGGGAUACUAAAAAGGCAGGUUUGCCAUGAUCCCGAAUCAGUUUCAAAACAUCUGGACUUGUUUAAACAAAUUAUGUGAACCAGUUCCAUAGGCUAUAGGCUUAACAUCGUGACACACCAGUUGUCUUACUAGAUCACAAACCGGAUUCUGAAUGCUUCGGAAUGGGAAACCUUCGCCACAAAGGAUGCUAAAACUGAGUUAUCAGCGUUUUGUGUAAGCAAUUAAACCUACUGAUCUCGAGCUGUCACAAUAACGGCAAAUUGCUGUGGAUGGGAACCUUCUCUGCACCCUCUACCUUCCACAUGACCCCACUUUCCCUGUUUCCUCGGCUCCCGUAAAGAUACGUUACGCUCUCUAACACACACUGACAGCAUGACGUCCACUGCCCAGAUUCUGGCCUUUAAGUUCUCCCCACCAUCUCAAGAUGGGAGUCCAGACCGUCUGUUCAACUGUGAUGAGGACAUUGAACGGCGCUAUGAGGUGGUCCCGUCUGUCGUCUGCUCCAUGUGUUGCCUCUUUGGCAUCAUAUACUGCUUCUUCGGGUACCGCUGCUUCAAGGCUGUAAUGUUCCUCACGGGUCUAAUGUUUGGUUCCAUCGUCAUCUUCAUGCUCUGCUAUAAGGAGAGGGUCAUGGAUACUCAACUAAGUGUGGAGGCCAGUGUGGGCAUCGGCCUGGGCAUUGGCACGUUAUGCGGUUUGGUCACCAUGCUGGUCCGCAGCGUGGGGCUUUUCAUGGUUGGACUUCUCUUGGGUUUACUGGUCGCCCUCGCCUCUCUUGUGGUUCUGGAGGAGUUUUACCACCCGAGGACAGUGUGGCUUCCCCUGGGUGUGCUGCUGGGUUCGGGCAUGCUGUUUGCUGUGCUCACUUUGCAGUGGCAGCGCUGUUUCACCACCAUCUCCACCGCCGUCUUCGGGUCAGCGGUGGUGACUGUGACUGUGGAUUAUUUUGUUGAGCUCUUCGCUUUGACACGGUAUAUCUAUGAGAGGGUGAAAGUGGAUCCACCUCGCCCCGUGUGUUGGUUCACGUGGGUGGUCAUGGGAGUCUGGCCUGUGCUGGCGCUGCUGGGUGUUCUUAUUCAGUGGAAGGUCACAGCUGAAGGAUAUUCACACACAGAAGUCUUCAUCAAUCACCAGCAGAGACGAGUGCAGUUAAUGCGAAUUCGUCAAAAGGAAGUGAGAAAGGAGUGCGGAAAGAAAAAAAAGAAAAAGCCACAGAAACAGCCGCCACAGCAACAGAAGUACCACCACCCCCCUCAGACCAUCCCUCAUCCCCCCAACCCUCCACCCAAACUCCAGCAUCCAGAGCCCACCCACCGCCGGAAACCCAACACCAUUCGCCGCUUCGAUGGAGAUGUGCUUUCUCCGAGUUACAUCCAGAACUUCCGUGACAGACGUACAGAGAGGAGGGUCUACUCUCAUGGCAAGUUCAUGGGCGGCUCACAUGUUGUAGAUUUGAACUAUGACUAUGGCUCCCAAGUUCCCCUAACAGCCCACACAGGCCCCGCAGUGAGAGGCUGAUCUUCUACUGGAACACAAAUUGCACUGAACAAACCAUUCCGAGAUCUCUGCGGCCGGAUCAAAUCUAGAGCAUGUGGUCACCACCUCCGUCACAAUGGCUGACGGGUUUUUCAUACCCAAAUGGAUUUGCUGUACUCCCAUGAUUUUCUUUCAAUUAAAAUGGCAGAAAAGUUGCAGCAAAUGGAUCAUUUACCUACAAAACAAUGGGCUCUGUUCUCUUGCAAUUUACUCCAUUUUAUAUUGCUGAAGAUGGUAUGUGUGUCUGCUCCUCCGAGGCUCUUCUUCCCAUAAUUAGGCUGCUGUUUCACUCCGUCCGAGAAGAAUGUUCUCAUUACCACAGCAGCCAUUUCAAAAGAGAUCCAUUAUGGGACCAAAUACGGCCUUGGCUUUUAAGCGACUAAACUGUCAUAAAACAUGCACGGCAUCUACUAGCCAGACUAUUCGUAUAUCCAGUUGACAGAUUUAAACUUCCUGUUAAUUUCUGAAGCUGUUUCAGAUAAUGUUAUGUUUACAGUACGGGCAGGGAAGUGUUUAUCUCUUUAGAACUGUUUCAAAUGGCUUUAUCUGCUCUGUGUCAGGGCCUACACAAAUUCUGUCAAAACAAUCUCUGUUCAAUCUGAGCCGAUUGCACAAGCAUAUAUUGAGAUGUUUUGUGCAUUUAUCUUUGUUAGCCAAUGCAUGUGGGGAAAGUGCCACCAUUGCUCUUGAUAUACAUUUUUCAACACAACAUGUUAUAUCCAUUUAAGCCGUAGUUAAAAGUAUCCAGAGACCCAGUUUGCUCCCAGUUAAAUCUCAGGGGCCGUGGCAUCGAGAGGAGCCCCAACGAUGAAACUGUGAACACUAAGGGUUUUGUGUGGAUGAUUUAAGUGUCCUUGUCUUCUAUGAUAGAGUUUUGAACGGGAUUAAUGAAAGAUGCCUAAGAAGGCUGGAAGAGAUUUACAAUGGUGGAAUUCUCAGAAAAAGAUUGUGUAUUUCUGAGUUUGCAUAAAGCAUGAAAUGGAGAGAUAUUGACAGAUGGUGGUGUAUGUGCGUGCAAGCCUUUGUCAUACUGUCUUUUAAUUUCUGAUGUACCUUCAUAUUUGGAUGCAGGGUGAUUUCACACUCAGUUUCCCCUCUGUUUUAUCAGGUCUGUGGGAGCAAUGAAGAGUCAAAGUCUAAUCUUUUUUUCUCACUCUGAAGUAGUGAAAGGGCUCAAAGGCUUAAAUUCCUCUCUGUUUACCAUGUCUUUUAAAGUGACAGCUUGGCUCUCUUGUAAAUGUUGUACAUUGUCUGAAUGUAUAUUAUGCUUACAUCCGAUUCUGUAUUAUUGCUAGUGCUUUGAUUCAUUUUUUUUCUUUUUCUAAUCAGUGGUUACAUCUGUGUCCUGAAGAAUUGUCUUUUUUAAUUGUCCCAUUGAUAGUCAUUUGUAAUAAUUUAUUUCUAAUUUAUUAGAUGAAGACUUCAAGUGGAGCUCUCUAUGUAUUUAAAUUGAUGUUGACCAUUAUUAUUACUCUUCCUAAGCAUGUGUCUGUACAGUACUGAUAACCAUAAAUGUUGCGCUCCUGAAGUCAAA
This is a messenger RNA of Pimephales promelas (fathead minnow), 3157 nucleotides long. RefSeq names its product transmembrane protein 198aa (gene tmem198aa). Gene Ontology annotation, biological process: positive regulation of canonical Wnt signaling pathway. Gene Ontology annotation, cellular component: plasma membrane; cytoplasmic vesicle. The record is from RefSeq and is a predicted model, not a curated record. NCBI's taxonomy places the organism in Eukaryota, Metazoa, Chordata, Actinopteri, Cypriniformes, Leuciscidae.